Molecule: messenger RNA, 8214 nt
Organism: Colias croceus (clouded yellow)
Lineage: Eukaryota; Metazoa; Arthropoda; Insecta; Lepidoptera; Pieridae
Product: phospholipid-transporting ATPase ABCA1-like
Exons: 31
Coding region: 224-5326 (1700 amino acids)
Biological process (GO): lipid transport; transmembrane transport
Cellular component (GO): membrane; intracellular membrane-bounded organelle
Molecular function (GO): ATP hydrolysis activity; ATP binding; ABC-type transporter activity
Source: RefSeq, a predicted model, not a curated record
GAGGGGGUCGUUUUAUAAUUUUCGGACUCAAUUGGCAAUUUGUGACAGAUCUUCGAAUUUCCCAAGAAAUUCGCGGAGACGCAAUUUAAAAUAAAUUAUUGAUAAUAUUUUACAAGUGCGGUUUGUGUACUGUCGUGAUGGUGUGUGUGUUUUUGUGCUAAGCUGGGAAACAGUGGAAUGUUCUUAGUGUAUUACUGUGCAAUGUUUAAUAGCUACAAACAAAAUGUCUUCAUUUGAGAAAUUAAAACUGCUUAUUUGGAAAAAUUUUCUGCUUCAACGAAGGCAUAAAUGGCAAACGGCUUUCGAAAUAUCGUCACCUGUAAUAUUUUCUCUAUUUUUAAUACUAAUACGAUGUCUUGUCGACCCGCAAUCCAAACCAGAUGUAACAUACCCACCAUUUCUUCCAACAUACUUUAACAUGAGUGAAAAACAAUUAGGGAAUUUAACAACAGCAAGGAGAGAAGGGACAUUAGCAUUUUCACCAGACAAUGCUCUCACAAGGAAAGUUACAGAGAAUGCCAUGGCUACAGUGGCUUUAGACAAUUUAAAUGGCCUUCUUGUAUUAUUAUUUGAUACAGCUAUGCUCCCAGAACCUAAGGGAUUUAAAGAUUCCAUUGAUUUGGAGAAAGCACUAACUCAGCCCAAUGCUAUGAAUAAAAUUCUAGUUGGAAUCCAAUUUGAUGAUCAAAUGGCUAAUGCAACAGAAUGGCCAGAUGAUAUCAAUAUAACGUUGAGGUUUCCAGCAGUGAUGAGAACUCCCAUGGUUGACCAUCCUUUAAGAGCAAGUUGGAGGACCAAUUUAUUAUUUCCUUUAUUCCCUCUACCUGGCCCCAGAGAUCCAAAUGAUGCUUAUGGUGGCAAAACACCAGGAUAUUCGCCGGAAAUGUUUCUCGCAGUCCAACACGCUGUUUCUCAGGAGAUAAUAAAACAAAAAUCGGGAAAAUCAGUCAACACCAAGGUUUAUUUACAAAGAUUUCCACAAAUGGCUUAUAGGGAGGAUAAUCUACUAAUUGCUAUGGAAAGGUUCAUCUCAAUGAUCAUAAUGCUUUGUUUCGCGUAUACAUUUGUAAACACAGUGAGGGUUGUAACUGCGGAGAAGGAAUUGCAGCUGAAGGAAACAAUGACGAUAAUGGGUUUACCAUCGUGGCUGCAUUGGCUCGCCUGGUUUAUAAAACAGUUUUCAUUUUUAUUGAUAUCUGUUGUAUUAAUGGUUAUUUUGUUCAAGAUACCAUUCAAUGCAACUGCGGACGGAGAGAAAUACUCAGUCUUCACAUACACACCAUGGACAGUUCUAUUGUUCUUUAUGCUUCUAUUUAUUAUGGCGUCGUUGGCCUUUUCUUUCAUGGUGAGCGUCUUCUUUACAAGAGCGAAUACCGCGGCGUCGUUUAUGGGUCUGAUGUGGUUUUCAACGUAUUCCGCCUACUUUUUAACUCAAAUGCUUUACGAAGAUGUCGCCUUACAUACAAAAUUUCUUCUUAGUCUUAUAUCUAAUGCUGCCAUGGGAUUCGUAUUACAAAUGCUCAUUGUAUGCGAAGGAACGAAUCAAGGUCUACAAUGGGAUGAAUUAUUUUCGCCAGUAUCGUAUCACGAUGAUUUCCACCCAGGUCACGUAGUGAUUAUGCUUAUUUUGGACACUAUAAUUUACAUGUCAAUCGCUAUGUACGUAGAAAAAAUACGGCCCGGCACAUACGGCGUUCCGUUGCCGUGGUACUUCCCAUUCACGAAGAGUUUCUGGUUACCAAAUAAAACGAGAGUCGCUGCGGUAACGUUAAAUGACGGUGUUGAUCAAGAGUACAAAAAUGCAUUAUUAAAAGUCGUUCACGACGAGGAGCCGAAAGGAGUUCCAAUGGGUAUCAAUAUUGAGAAUCUCACUAAAGUAUACAAAGGUCGUAAAAAAGCAGUAGACAAUUUAAAUCUUAGGAUGUAUGAAAAUGAAAUAACAGUAUUACUAGGUCAUAACGGAGCUGGGAAAACCACAACUAUAUCAAUGUUAACAGGUAUGGUCCCACCGACAUCAGGAUCUGCUACAAUAAACGGGUAUAACAUAGUCACUGAAACAGAAUCAGCCCGAAAGUCCCUGGGCCUUUGCCCCCAACACAACGUCUUGUUCCCAGACCUAACCGUCGCGGAACAUAUUAUAUUCUACUCUAGGUUAAAAGGCGUCCAUAAGUCGAAGAUUAAUGAUGAGGUCGAACAUUUUGUCAAAUUACUGGAGCUGCAAGAAAAGCGAGAUGUACAAUCAAUGCACUUAUCGGGAGGUCAAAAACGACGAUUGUCCGUCGGUGCAGCAAUGUGCGGUUCAUCCAGAGUAGUUCUAUUGGACGAACCCACUUCAGGCCUGGAUCCAGCUGCUAGACGAUCUCUAUGGGAUCUAUUGCAAAAGGAGAAGAAAGGUCGAACUAUGAUCCUUACAACGCAUUUCAUGGACGAAGCAGAUAUUCUCGGAGACCGUAUAGCGAUCAUGUCUGGGGGUAAACUUCAAUGUGUAGGCACGCCGUAUUUCCUGAAGAAACAUUAUGGAAUCGGAUAUAAACUAACUAUAGUCAAGGAGGAUACUUGUAAUGUUGAAGAGGUCACGAAAUUCUUUAAGACCUAUGUACCUGAUGUAAGAGAGAAUACAAAUAUAGGAUCUGAAUUAACAUACAUAUUACCAAAUGAACACGUCAGUAAAUUUCCUAAUAUGUUGAAGAAAUUCGAAGAGGAAAAAGCUGCGUUGAAAGUGUCAAGCUAUGGACUUUCGGUUACUAGCCUCGAGGAAGUGUUUAUGAAAGCUGGAGCUGAGGACCAUGACGAAUUACCAGUUCAGAAAAAUAAUUAUACAAACAACCACAAUAAUGUCGCUGUUAUACCUGUUGAGAAUCAUCGUAAUCACUUCGCUGAUACCGAGCCUAUACCGAAAGUUAGAGGAGCGAAAUUACUUCGCAACCACAUAAAAGCGAUGUUCUUGAAGCUAGCUUACAGUUCAAUGAGAAAUAAACUAUCAGCGUUCAUACAAAUCGUAACACCUAUAAUAAACAUAACUAUAUCAGUUAUAAUAGCAAGAUCAUGGAAAUUCAUGUCACAACUGCCACCUUUAGAACUAAGCUUGAACAGUGGUUUUAGAAAUACGGAAACUUUGAUGUCUCAAGUGGUCAAUUUGACGGAAACAAGUCUUGAACGAAAAGCAAUGAUGGCGUAUAAAGACUAUUUUAAAUCGUCCCUGGAUCCCAAUAUGGUUUUGAAUGAUAUUGGUACGAUGGAUAUGGGGAAGUUCUACUUAAAAUUGAGUGCACUAAACACCCCACGAGUGCGAUACGAGAACCUUAUAGGUGCAACUUUCGCGCCUCAUCGUAUUACGGCUUGGUUCAGUAACUACGGCUACCACGACUCGGCGAUAUCACUGGCGCUAGCUAAUAACGCGAUUAUGAACGCACUAUCUCCGGGUACUUCGCUGCGGGUCACUAACCACCCGCUGCCUUAUUCUAUUGAGAAUUUGGUAAGAAUAAUGGCCACUGGGAGCAGUUUUGGAUUUCAAUUUGCGUUUAAUAUCGGAUUCUGUAUGGCUUUUGUAACAGCGUUUCUUGUGCUAUUUGUUAUUAAGGAACGUGUGAGCGGUGCAAAAUUAUUACAGCGUAUAUCUGGAGUUCGACCAGCCGUACUUUGGACUUGCUCUUUCAUAUGGGAUUGGUUGUGGAUGCUGUGCGUGUAUCUCACCAUAGUGUUUACACUCGCUUGCUUCCAAGAAACUACGCUUUCUACCCCUCAAGAGUUGGGCAGAGUUCUCCUUGUAUUAGUCAUUUUCUCUAUACCCACAAUACCAUUGCAUUAUUUGGCUUCAUUCUACUUUGACGCAUCUGCGACGGGCUUCUCAAAAAUGUGUUUCUUAAACAUUUUUAGUGGUUGUAUGCCAUUUUUGAUAACGGAGGUGUUGCGAUUACCAGAAGUUGGAAGCCCGUAUUAUGCCAGUAUAUUUGAUUGGGUGUUUUCGCCAUUACCAAUCUAUUGUAUGAGCAGAAGUUUCAGGGACAUGAGCGUGUCAACGUUUUCGAUGCUCGCUUGCGACGGGAUCUGCGAAUACAUAAAUGUGGAGAACUGCACGCGUCACACCGUGUGCAAGAGGCUCAACAUGUCCGUUUGUUGUAUUGAUGAUGAUCCUUUCCUGAAAUGGAGUGAACCAGGUAUCGGCAGAUAUUUGUUCAUGAUGACACUUGUCGGAAUCAUCGCGUUCACCGUUCUUCUUAUAAAGGAGUAUGAAGUUAUUAACAAGGUUUUCUACUCAGAAACUCAACACAGACCACUCCCAGUAAAUGCGGACGAAGACAGUGAUGUAGCAGCCGAAAGACAAACCGUACAAGCGCUAACGCGACCCGAGCUAUCGCAACACAGUCUCGUGUGCAAAAACCUUACUAAGUACUAUAAAGACUUCCUAGCUGUUAAUAGACUUACGUUUGCUGUGCGCAAAGGCGAAUGCUUCGGGCUACUAGGCAUCAACGGCGCGGGAAAAACAAGCACAUUCCGCAUGGCGACCGGCGACUCGCGUCUCAGCGCCGGCGACGUGUUCGUGCACGGCCUCUCCGUCAAGACGCACAUCCGGGACGUGCACGCGCAUAUGGGUUACUGCCCACAAUUCGAUGCACUAUUGGAUAAUUUAACGGCGCGCGAGACGCUGAAGAUAUUCUGUCUCUUGCGCGGUAUCCCGGUCAGAAUUGGUUCGCAAUGGGGAGUUCAGCUCGCUGAACAACUUGGAUUUUUGAAGCACUAUGAUAAAAAGGUAUAUGAAUGCAGCGGUGGGACUAAAAGAAAAAUAAGUACAGCUCUAGCUCUGUUAGGAGACGCUCCUCUAGUUUUCCUUGAUGAGCCCACAACAGGCAUGGACCCAGCAUCCAAACGACGUGUGUGGCGUUGUAUCAGCGACGCAGUAAUAGCGGGUCGCAGUAUAGUGCUGACGUCACACAGCAUGGAGGAGUGCGAGGCGCUGUGCUCGCGGCUCACGGUGAUGGUCAAUGGCCGGCUGUACUGCUUGGGACCGCUGCAGCAUUUGAAGAAUAAGUUCUCGCAAGGAUACACACUUAUAGUUAAAUGCAAAGAAGGCCCAGAAAGGGAUGCACAAGCGGCCUCAAUUAAAGAAUACAUCUUAGAAACUUUUAAAGAGGCUAAACACAUCGAAACGUACUUAGGCAUCAGUACGUUCUACAUAAACGACUCAGAACUCGUGUGGUGGCAGAUAUUCGACGCGAUGGAGUCGGCCCGUACUCGAUAUCCAAUGGAGGACUAUUCUGUUUCACAAACUACGUUGGAACAAGUGUUCUUGAGAUUUACACGCUUGCACGGGAAUAAGGACGCGUAAUUGUCGUCCCAUUUUAGUACAAUUUAGUUAAUUUUACAAUGUGUAUACUUUUCGAAGUAAUAUAGUAUAGACAACAAUAAGUACAAUUUCUUAAAGAAAGUGGAUAUGACUUUUUAAUGAUAAUCUCGAUGUUCGAAUAGUUGAGAAGUCUUUGAAAUUAACAAAUAUUUUUGUUUAUUAUUAUAAUUAUCGCGCGGAAUCCUAGAUUGCAAUUUGUUUAUUGGCUAAAUCAAUAUUCAAACUGGACUUAAUUUCAAGUGUACAAGAUAGAUUAUUAUACGGAUAAGACCAGUGAUUUUUAUGUAGCUAUCUUAAAAGUUAUGAAUUUCUGUCCCACCAAAGCGUGUGAAAGUGACAGGGACAGCAUGAUACUUAAAAGUAUUUGAUUAUUCAGAAGUUAGUGUCUGACACUUUAUUGAAGUGUGAAGGUACACAUAACUAGAAACACUAGUACAAUUAGACUUUUGUCACAAUAUUUUAGAAAUUACGAUAAUUGUUUGUUAACUUGCAAAAGGGACAUUUAUAUUUUGUGUACAGUAAAUCUGAUCGGUUUUCAAAACUGAAAUAUAUUUUUAAUUUAUAUUUAUUUACGUUUUACUGUGAUCACUUUAUUUGAUUUACGGUAUUUUUUGCGCUCGUAGCAAGAAUGAUUGAUGAUCAUUUUUGUGCGCUCUUUAUUACCUCACAUAAUACAAUUUGAUUAAUUACGCAAACAUGCGCAUAAACUUAUAAUGUUAUACACAACAUAUACCUACUUAAUGUAAUUUACGUAUUUAUGUACUUACAUUUUUUUUAUUUCAUCCCAAUAUGUAAAUAAUAAUAUUUACAAUAUUUUUUUUAUUAUUAUUAGCUUUUUUGAACCCUGUGAUGAAAUUAUUCGAGAAGGCAACAAGCAAUUCAAUAGAUUAGGUCAAUGUCAUGUUUCCGUACUUAGAUAAAUGUUAUGAGCAGGUCGUAAAAACAAGUAAUUUUAUUAUCCUAUAGAAAUAUCUUACAGUUUGUAUUUAUCUCUACAAAUAUUUUUUUUAUUUCCACUAAAGCUUAUUUGUUUUUAUAGCAGUUGAAGAAAAGAGAUACAAUUUCUUAAAUAAUAAUAAAAAAUGUGUGAAUAAAUACGACCUGCUCUACUCACCUAGGCAGUAAACAUUAGUAAAUUAUGCAGUAUUUUAUAUACAUGUUGUAUCUUAAGGUAUGUAUUGGAAUAAAUGUUUAAGAAAGUUUUCACUGUGUGUCGUAUAUGUACUUACUUGUAAAAACAAUUUAUACAAAUAAUUAAUACUUAACAUUGUACUUAUACUCAUGCAAAUAUGAUAGAGCUGUAUUAUAAUUUUUUACACUUAAAAGGUUUACUUCAUUACUGCCAUCCAAGUUUGUAGUUUCAAUAGCACUAAACUUAUUUUAUUCAGCUUUUAUAUGAUCUGAAUAAAAAUAUUUCAAUGUUGUCAAAUUCUAUCUGUAGCUAAUGUGUAAUGAGAAAACUUUGAUACAGUCAUUACUUACAGUUCUCAAACCACACAUUUUUAGAUAAAGUAUUCUAGUGAAAUGUACCGGAUGUAUAUUUUUUUAUUUCAGCUUUUAAAUCUUUCAAGUGAAUAUAUAUUUUUAAUUGAUUUUACAAAUACUCGACUAAAGAAUUUUUCGACAUGUAUACCUAGUUCAGAGAUGGUUUACCAACUGUCAAAGGCUGAAAGUGUUGUGAAUCAACAUUUAUUAAAAUAAGUCGCACGAAAGCAUGUUCCCUUGAAACACUCUCCCGUGACUGUUAUAUCGAACUCGCAUUUUUCGUUUUUAUCAUAUAAAUAAUUUAAAAUAUACACGUAAAGUUUCACUAAGUAGGCUUAAUACGUAAAUACGUGAUUAAACGUUUAAAUAUAAUGAAUUACGUUUCGUGUUCUAUAACACUUUUCGAAUUAAACAAUCUCGAUGUAUGCUUGCUAGCUUUGCUAGUUUUCUAUGUAGUUUCGUAAUUAAUUGCAGUAUUUAAUACUUAUUUUAUGUGGUGCUUGAAAACUUUAUUAUUUAAAUUUAAACGAUCAAUUAUUAAUAUUAGCAAUUCUGUUAGUUAAGAAUAUCGAGAUGGGCGGAGGUUUUAUUUAGGUUAAAAUUGAAAAAUUAUGAAGGGCCAUAGAACUUCUUCGUCAUUCAGUAUCAUAAUUCAAGUAAAAUAAGGAUAAUAGCAAAAUGUUACCUGAUAAAAAAUCAAUUUGUUUCAAUGUAAAAGCAUCAUGUUUAUGUGUAUUUGCAUGAUGUUUGCAAAAGUAUUAUAUUAUACAAUUUUAUCUUACUUUAGUUCUAAAUAAUUGCCAUUUAUAAAAUGAUAUGUAUAUGAAUUUUAGGAUAAAAGUACAAUUUAUUUAUUUACUGAGGUUGAGGUUCAACAAAAAUAAUGUUUUGUGAUAUAUUAUUGUGAUUCAAUGUUUAAUACCAAAACUUGUACAUUUUAUUAUUUAUUUACUAUUAAGGACUGUUCCUAUCCUUUGAAAAUGUCUCGAAGCUAUAUCAUCAUUCAUAUAUAAUGUUAUACGGGCUGUGUUCAGUUUUCUUUCAUACAAUAACUUUUUUCUUGCCGAUUAUUUAUUGGAUAUAGCCUAAGAUGCAAUUGUAUGAAAUUCAUUAUAAAUGAAAAAUAUUCUAAAUUAAAAUUGUUACUACAUUUGUGAAAAAUAUUUAAUCUAUAUAGAUUUUUAUUGAUGUACUCGAAGUAUGAUCUUUAUCCCACAGUUUAUACCAGUGCAGUGUAUAAAAUGGAAAAUUGUAUUUUUAAUUUACGUUGUUUUCAGUUACAACACUAUUUGUAAUACAAACAACUUUCAACUAUCUUGUAAGAAAAGUGUUCGUUUGCAUUGGAUGUAGGUUUAUGGAUUUUUGAAAUAAAAGCUUUCUGAAUA